AUGACUACCCGAAUGAACAUAGUCAAUAUGAAAGAUAUACGAGCUUCCCCAAAGGAGAGAAAACUGUCAGAAGCUGAAUCUCCUAAAUCAAGGUCAAGAACUGAAUCGGGGCAGUUUCUAUUUCAAGAAGUGCAUAGCGAAGUAACAAUAGCAGCGGAUGAGAAAGACAACGAGGUGUCUGGUAGUUCCAGUGAAGAAUCCGAUGAAGAGGAUGACGAAGACGACGAGGAUCUUGAGUACGAGUCUCAAAGGAUAGCAACUGGUGGAAAGUGGAAGCCGGAAGGUCACGAAUGGAUGAACCAACCUACCUGGAACUCAGCUCCUCCUGUGGGCUUCACAGGGGGGAAGUGGAAGCCUUCGCCCCCGUCAACAUCAACAUCGACAUCAUCAGUUGUGACUCCUAGCGUGAAUCUUACUUCGACGUUGAUCUCGCAGCAUGAAGAGACUCAGGUCGUCGAUGAAUCCAAGUGCCAAGGUCCUCCCCCGGGCCAUACCCGAGGUAAGUGGCUGCCCACCCUAGACUCUGCAGACAGGAGGUACUGGUGUGGACCUUGCAAUAGAAGACUUUCGUCUCUAGCACUCUACGACAAGCAUUGUCUAUCUGACCUUCACCGCCGCCGCACCCGUCAAGAGAACAUGCUCGAAGAGGACCUGUACAUGGACCAUCCGAGGCCUGAAGGAAAGCGGGAGGUGAAGAGGUCGAGGUUUCUCGACCCUGACCAAGGAUGGACAGAGGGGCCCAGAAGCAAGAGAUCAGUUCAGAUGCAGAGUCCGGAUGGCGUCCCUAACAAAGGGCGCGGAGGAGCCCUGCAAUGUGCUCUUUGUCGAUGCCAAGUGUUGCCUCAGCUCAUGAGUAAACACCUCGUGUCCUUCUACCACAGUAACAGAGUUCGCAGCGCCCCUGAAAUAGCCGGCCGUCUCGCCAUGGACCACAUGGGAGACAUCGUACGCCAGGCGCCCUUCCAGUGCGGCCCUUGCAGCUUCUACUGCAACACCAUGCAGACAUUCCUCUGGCACUGGGGCAGUAAGACUCAUCAACUGAAGGACACUCAGAUCGAAGGCUACUACUGCUGCCCGAUUUGCAGAGUGGAAGUCGUCAGCAGCGCACAGAUGUAUCAGCAUUUGCUGAGCUCCAGACACAAAGAAAGCGUCGCCAUAAUCAACGGCUCAGUUCCCAUCGUAAUGCAGAAAAAGAGGAUCAUAGAAGUAAAUAUUUUUGCUUAUUAA
This is a messenger RNA of Macrosteles quadrilineatus (aster leafhopper), 1227 nucleotides long. RefSeq lists its product as uncharacterized. The transcript is spliced from 5 exons. Bases 1 to 1227 code for a protein of 408 amino acids. NCBI's taxonomy places the organism in Eukaryota, Metazoa, Arthropoda, Insecta, Hemiptera, Cicadellidae. The record is from RefSeq and is a predicted model, not a curated record.